GCGAAGUAACGGGGCGUGAAGUAAGAGUGUAGGGUGUGCUCGCUUUCUGGUGAGGUGUCCUCGCUCUCUGUUGGAUUGAGCCAUGGCUAACAAACUGAAAACUCUGGCAGUGCCAGCCAGCAAUCUGACGCAGGCAGUUUCGGAUGGAGAGUUGAACAUGUCGAGGUUGCCGGGCACUGGCAGCAGCCUGAGCCUCAAUAGCCCUGCUGGAAGAGAGCAUCCUAGCGGAGUAGACGGUCCGGCCAGCAGGGUGGUCAGUUGGGCCGUGUGCUUCGAGCGCCUGAUGGAGGAUCCGGUCGCAGUGCGCUACUUUACCGCUUUUCUCAAAUCGGAGGUGAGCGCUGAGAACAUCCUCUUCUGGCAAGCCUGUGAAAAGUUUCAGCGGAUUCCAGCUACCAAACUGGAUGAGUUAAAGAAGGAAGCUCGCUCUAUUUACGAUGUCUAUCUAUCUGAGAGUUCCUUACACGCUGUGAACAUCGAUGACACGGCGCGCAUUAAUGAGAGCGACCUGGAGAAACCCACACCAGGAAUGUUUAGUAAAGCCCAGCAACAGAUCUAUAAGCUGAUGAAGUUUGAUAGUUAUGCACGGUUCGUGCGCUCUCCACUCUAUCAGAGCUGCAUGCUAGCCAGUGUGGAGGGACGACCUCUCCCUGACGUCGAGCCUCAAAACAAGUGCACCUCUCCAACCGAUGGCAGGAAGAGCACAAACAUAAAAACCCCAUCGUCUGACACCAAAGCCAACAAAAGGAAGAAGAUUGAGAAGAGAGGGUCAUGGGGAGCAGACGUGUCUUACCGGCAGAUCACAGUGGCAAGGCAGGAGUCUCAGAUCUCUGUGAAAUCCAGCAGCAGUGUGGAGUUGGGAUCACUGUCCAACAGAUCAGAGGAUGGCUGCCCGAGUCCUGUCGGUUCAGAGCCAAACUCGACUGCUCGAGCAGAUAAAUACUGCUGUGUUUUUUUGCCCGAUGGCACUGCUAGCCUGGCGCCGGCUCGGGCCGGUCUGACCCUUCGUGACAUGCUGAGCGGCCUGUGUGAGAAAAGAGGCUUCCCCAUGAAAGACAUUGUGAUCUACCUCCAGGGCAAGGAUAAGAAUGUGUUUCAGAAGCAACAACCUCUCUCUUUGGACCAGGACAGUUCUGUCCUGCAGGAUCAGCAGGUCACUCUGGAGCUCAGAAUAACAUUUACGUUGGAGAUAGCAUUCACAGGAAAGACGAUUGGUAUCCUGGCUAAAUCGAGUAAGACUCUGGCAGACGCCGUCUUAUCCGUCCUACAGAAGCACCAGCUCCGACCACAGGAUGCCGUUAUCACUGUGAGUGGAUCGAAAGAACCGUUAAACAUGGACGCCACAGUGUUACGUCUGGCCAACAAGACUCUCUGUUUGGAUCGAGUCAAAAGUGGGGGUGAGGUGAAGGCAAAUCCAGCUGUAGCCCGAACGAGUGCCAAGCCCAAAAAUGAGAUGGAUGGUCUGGUGGAGAUGCUGACCCGAGUGCAGUGCAGUCGAGCCGAUGACCAGCGUGGCUUAUUAACCAAAGAACAACUGGAGCUGCCCUCGUUCUUACAGAUUCCUGCGCGGGAGGGUGCAGAAAAGAGUGAAAGCGAAAACCUUGAAAAGGUACAGAGGAGCUGCUCGAGCAAGCACACGAAACCUGCUGAGAAAGCAUCGGAUAAAGAGAAGCCCUGUGUCAAUGGGAACCAUAAAGACUCUAAUGGACAGAAGAAUAAAACAGAACAGCGUGGCUGCGCGGACUCCGUAAAGGAGGCAUCACAUUGAGGGCGUGUGAGUGUGUGUGUACUGUAUGUAUGUAUGUUUGUAUGCGUGCAUUGUAUGUGUGGACCAGGCUUCAUGUUAAGCGAAUCCCCACAUGCGUUAUCUUGUAAGGACUAUAAACAGCGAUGCAGUGUUAACUUUAAAAAUAUAUCUCAUAAAAGCAAAGAGAACUAGGUGCUGAGGCUUUUGUGUCGGUUUCCGUAUUGUGUAUUUAUUUUUCGUCCUUUUGUGUUUUUAGCAUUAUGAUCAAGCAUGCUCAUAGUAUAUUUAUUUCGUGUCAUUUGAUGCACUUGCACAUGAUUUAUAUGAACUUUUUUUUUAAUUCACCUUAUUUUUUUUCACUUGAAUUAAUUGUACUAAAACAAAGGAAUGAACUUUUUGUUAGAGUGCUUUUGUACUGUAUGUCUGUCUGUUCUCCGCACUGUUACCUUUGCUCUAGAGUUAUAAUACAGUUGGAUACUGGAAAAUGUCUAAUGUCCAUGUCUAAUUAGUAACUUACACUCACUUCCUGAUAUGCUGCGAUAUUAAAAAGUGGAAGUACCCAUGAAAAAUGUCACUUAAAUGAAGGUAAUAAAGCCACCCACAUUAAAAUA
Messenger RNA from Clarias gariepinus (North African catfish), 2358 nucleotides. It is a transcript of the gene rgs14a, whose product is annotated as regulator of G protein signaling 14a. The transcript has 14 exons. Lineage: Eukaryota; Metazoa; Chordata; Actinopteri; Siluriformes; Clariidae. Gene Ontology annotation, biological process: signal transduction. Gene Ontology annotation, molecular function: GTPase activator activity. Bases 83 to 1768 code for a protein of 561 amino acids. The record is from RefSeq and is a predicted model, not a curated record.